Salvia splendens (bonfire salvia) is the source of this 698-nucleotide messenger RNA. Its product is annotated as non-specific lipid-transfer protein 2-like. Gene Ontology annotation, molecular function: lipid binding. Gene Ontology annotation, biological process: lipid transport. The record is from RefSeq and is a predicted model, not a curated record. The coding region runs from base 221 to 565 and encodes 114 amino acids. NCBI's taxonomy places the organism in Eukaryota, Viridiplantae, Streptophyta, Magnoliopsida, Lamiales, Lamiaceae. The transcript is spliced from 2 exons.
AUGCAAUGAUUUGAACGCAUCUGUAGCCUCUCGUUCUCCUUUACAACUAUGCUUUGAGCAUUAUUGUCAAAAUGCAGCAGUAUUCUUUUGGCCCUUUUCUGUUCGACGAAAUGCGUAAAUGAAUGCUCUCUUCAUUUGACUAAUUUGCCCUUGCUUCCCCAAAUCAAAUAAAUCCACCAAAAUCCCAAACACUACACUCUCAUACACAAAUUAAGUUGUGAUGAAGUUGAUGUGCUCAGUUCUCAUCGCGGCCGCACUGAUCGCGGCCGUUGCUCCCCUGAGUGAGGCCGCGAUCAGUUGCACGGCGGUGAUUUCAUACGUCAGACCAUGCAACCCUUAUGUGACUGGAAGGGGUCCGAUAGGGUCCUGUUGCAGCGGCGCAAAUCGUCUUAACGCCGCUGCCAGGACGACGUCAGACAGGCAGAGCGUCUGCAACUGCCUGAAAUCCGUCACCAGGGGAUACUCCCAAGCCAGCUUUAGUAGGGCCGAAGGCAUCCCCCGACAAUGUGGUAUCAACAUUCCGUACAAGAUCAGCCCUUCCACUGACUGCGCCAAGGUGAGGUGAGCUGUGAUCAUUUGAUGAAGAUUUGUGCUGUAUUUUGACAACCUACGUUGAAUUACUAUGUGUGAAACAAAAUAUUGGUUGUAAAUUUGCUUGUUUCUUUCCAUUGGAUUAAAUGAACCAAGAUUAUUAUUAA